UCUAAAUUGUCUUUUUUCUAUUACAUUCUAAUAUCUCACUUUGGACAAAUGUUUUAAUAUCUCCAAGAGAUGGUAUAAAAUCAAGAGGGAUGGAUUGGAUAAUGACACUGUGAUCUCUUCUUCCAGCUUUAUAAUCCAAUGCAUCUAUUAUAUUUAUUAAAAGAAAAAAUACACACUUAGGAAGCAGCAAGAUGAGGGAAUAAAUCAUAAAAAGUGCUCACAAAAUGUGUGGGCAGAGAAGUGGCAAAUGAUCCUCAAUUGAGCAAAUAAAUAUAUGGUAAUGUAUUUAGGGAAAACUUUUGAUCUACAUUUAAGGAAUGAUAAUAAAGGACAGGAGUGCCCUUGACAGGCAGGGAGGGCUGGGCUGUGCAUCCCUCUGCUCGCGCUGCAGGGAAAUGUCUCAGUGACUUUUCCUGAGGAGGUUCCUGGCCUCGGUCGUCUCCAGGAAGCCCUCUCAGGAUCGGUGGCCACCUCUCACUUCCGGAGCCCUGCAGACCCCACAGUGCAGUUCUGGUGGCCUGGCUGUAACACCCAACUCAGCCCAGACAAUAUACACUACCAGGAUCUCCUCGAUGACUGUUAAUAUCCAAGAUGGACCUGACUUUCAAGACAACAGUGAGAUGCCAAUGCCUGUGGAUUUCCACGCACAGUGGUGUGGACCCUGCAAGAUCCUGGGGCUGAGGUUAGAGAAGAUGGUGGUCAAGCAGCAUAGGAAAGUGCUGAUGGCCAAGGUGGAUAUUGAUGACCACACAGACCUCGCCAUUGAGUAUGAGGUGUCAGCGGUGCCCACUGUGCUGGCCAUGAAGAAUGGGGAUGUGGUGGACAAGUUUGUGGGCAUCAAAGAUGAGGAUCACCUGGAGGCCUUCCUGAAGAAGCUGAUUGGCUGCCAAGCAAGGACAAGUCCUGGUUCCCUUGCCCCUGUGGGACCCCAGUAGAACUCGGCCCUUCCUGCUGCCUCCCUCCUGUCUGGCCCCUGGGGCCCAGGCUCUACCCAUGAGUGCUUCCGAGCUGGCGGACUGCCCAGGGGCCAUCAGAGGAUGGUGCUGCUGCUGAUCCAGGGACUGCCUUCUUCCCUCCCACAUGCCUUUCGUCCCCUCCCUCUAGGGCCUGUGGCAGUUCUCUCAAGAUGCAGAGAGAGCUCAAGAGCUCAGGCCAGCCCACAGCACUUCUGGUUAGGCAGCCACACCUUGGUUCUCA
Nomascus leucogenys (northern white-cheeked gibbon) is the source of this 1197-nucleotide messenger RNA. RefSeq names its product thioredoxin, mitochondrial. NCBI's taxonomy places the organism in Eukaryota, Metazoa, Chordata, Mammalia, Primates, Hylobatidae. Gene Ontology annotation, biological process: cell redox homeostasis. The record is from RefSeq and is a predicted model, not a curated record. Gene Ontology annotation, cellular component: mitochondrion.